GGAGGGUCGGAUCGAGCCUUAUGGCCCCGCGGCGCCUCCUGCUGGUCGGGGAGGGGAACUUCUCUUUCGCCGCGGCCCUCGGCGCGCGCUGCGGCCCCGACGCCCACGUGACCGCCACCUGCCUCCAGGCGCCGGAGGCUUUAGCCGACCACCCGCUCGCGCAGGAGAACGUACGGCGCCUGCGCCACAGAGGGGCAGAUGUGCGCUUUUCUGUGGACUGUACCCGCCUGGCGGACAUCCUGGACCCGGAUGAUUCCUCUCCUUUCGAUCGCAUCUAUUUCAACUUCCCCCACUGUGGGCGCAAGGCCGGCGUGGCCAGGAACCGGGAACUGCUGGCUGGGUUUUUCCGGAGCUGUGUCGACGUCCUUGCCGAACAAGGCGAAGUGCACGUGGCGCUGUGCAGGGGGCAGGGCGGGACGCCCGCCGACCAGCCCCAGAGAGAGUGGCACAACAGCUGGCAGGUCGUGGCCAUGGCGGCCGAAGCGGGACUCAUCCUCAGCCAAGUCCAGCCCUUUCGCCCCGAGGCCAUGCCCGGGUACAAGUGCACCGGCUACAGGAGUCAGGACAAGUUGUUCGUCAUCGAAGGGGCUUUGAACCACAUCUUCAUUCGAGGCCCGGCCUUCGGGAGUCCCCGGCCCACCUUCUUCAGAGUCAGAGUGGACGGGCAGUGGCUUGUCUUUCCAGUGCCAGAGGCUCUGGUGGACAAAAUGGACAGGGGUUUCCUCGCUGAGGAUUCAAGCCAUCCCAUCAAGUCCAUGAAGGAGCGGCUCAUGGCCGAACUGGGCCGGGCCUUCCCCCUGCGCCAAGUGGAAUGCCCUGCCCCGGUCACUGCGGGGGAGCCUCCCAUCUGGAACGCAGACACCCCCUCGGCCGCCUUCUGGCUCUGGCCCAUCCAGGGGAGAAGUCCCAGCCCUGAGCCAACGGCCGGCGGAAGGACCCUUGAGCCGGAAGAGUUCCCGGCUUCCAGCCUUCCCCUCCCCACUCAGGAAGGAGGCGGGAAGCCGGGGCCGUUCCUCUUGAGACCUUCCCUCACGGUCCACGUCCGGGCCGUCGCCCGCGGGCCGGGGUUCCUCCCCGGGGUCCUGCACGAACUCAGCGGGCCCGUCUUCAGAAAGUCCCUCGUGGCUCCUCUCACGCCGCCGGUGUUUCACCAAACUCUGCUGGUGCUUGGCUUCCCCUGGGAGGAGAGGGACGCCCGGCUCCGGGCCCUCAGGGCCCACCUCAGCGACUCCCUCGACCGCCUCUUCGGCCCCAGCGGUCCGGGGAACGCCAGGGUGAAGGGCUCGGUGACGUGGCAGCCCCAGCCCGAGGCCCGGGAGGCAGCGAUCUGCGUGGUGUCUCCGGCCGAUGACCCGGAGGGCACCAGGAGUGUUGUUAUCGGGGCCAUGGGCGUGGCCGCAGGGAACCUCGGGCCCGGGGACCUGGGUUUGGCAUUGGUGACUCUGAACGUGGACCUAAUGGUCAUGCAGGCGUGGGGCGUCCCCGACUGGCGGGCGCUGUGGCCCUGGGAUGGCCGUUUCCUGUCCCGGGGCGGCCCCGGGCAGGCAGAUCCCUUCAGGAGCCCCUCCCUCUACCCACCGUCCUACGACCACGACGUCAGCUUCUGGCUGGACGGGGAGCGGGAGUUCGACGAACUGGAGUUCCACACGCUCGCCCGGGCCGUGUCCCAGGACACGGUCACGUCCAUCCGGCUCCUUGGGCGUUUCCAGCCGCCCGGGAGCAGCCGGGUCAGCCUGUGCUACAGACUGACCUACCAGGCCUGGGACAGAGCCCUCUCUCGUCAGCGGGCGGCGGCCAUGCAGGCCCGGUUGCGAGAGGAGAUUGGGCUGCACCUGCAUGUGAAGGUGCGCUAGUGCACCGGAGUGUGUGGGUGAGAGUGAGUUUAAUGUGUGUGUGUGGGAGCACUGUUUGGGGGACACUUUCCUAUAUGUAUUGAUGUCUGUCUCCCCCUCUCUAGACUGUGAGCUUGUUGUGGGCAGGGACU
Molecule: messenger RNA, 1984 nt
Organism: Ornithorhynchus anatinus (platypus)
Lineage: Eukaryota; Metazoa; Chordata; Mammalia; Monotremata; Ornithorhynchidae
Gene: FDXACB1
Product: ferredoxin-fold anticodon binding domain containing 1
Exons: 5
Coding region: 21-1853 (610 amino acids)
Biological process (GO): rRNA base methylation
Cellular component (GO): cytoplasm
Molecular function (GO): rRNA (uridine-N3-)-methyltransferase activity
Source: RefSeq, a predicted model, not a curated record